AUGGUGCACUCAAAAAGCUCACCACCCAGUGUCCCUGACGGCUGGAAAGCGGUUCUUGAUGAUGAAUACCAAACAUACUUCUUCGUUGACUUGAAGAGCGGCAAAUCUCAGUGGGAAGAGCCAAAGGGUACAACGUGGAAUAGCGACGCACCACCUCCAUAUAAAGAAUCGCGGCCUUCGGGGGAACCAUCUAGCGUAAGAGACAACUCCGGCAACGCUUCAGGGGGGACCGGCCGUGGUAACUUCACCGCGCAGCAACAGGCGUAUCCUCAGCAAAGCUAUCCACAACAAAACUAUCCACAACAGAACUAUCCACAACAAAACUAUCCACAACAAAACUUUUAUCCCCAGCAAGGUUAUUAUCAGCAACAGCAGGGAUACUACCCUCAGCAAGGGUUCCCACAACAGGGCUUCUACCAACAGCCACAGCAACAGCAGGGCCGCAAGAAACAUGGAGGCGCCAUGAUGGGUGGUCUUUUGGGUGCAGGGGGAGGACUGUUAGCGGGGUCCUUGCUAACGUCUGCCAUGAUGCCCCAUGAAACGAUGGUUGAAAACAAUUACUAUGAUGAUAACGGAAAUUACGAUGGCGGAGGAUAUGAUGGAGGUGACUUCGGUGGGGGAGAUUUUGGCGGUGGUGAUUUUGGUGGUGGUGAUUUUGGGGGCGGUGAUUUUUGA
This is a messenger RNA of Lachancea dasiensis, 675 nucleotides long. NCBI's taxonomy places the organism in Eukaryota, Fungi, Ascomycota, Saccharomycetes, Saccharomycetales, Saccharomycetaceae. The record is from the annotation of a GenBank genome assembly.